This is a messenger RNA of Penicillium antarcticum, 1806 nucleotides long. RefSeq lists its product as uncharacterized. Bases 1 to 1806 code for a protein of 601 amino acids. Gene Ontology annotation, cellular component: cytoplasm; nucleus. The transcript has 3 exons. Lineage: Eukaryota; Fungi; Ascomycota; Eurotiomycetes; Eurotiales; Aspergillaceae. Gene Ontology annotation, molecular function: mRNA binding. The record is from RefSeq and is a predicted model, not a curated record.
AUGAGUUAUCAAGACAUGUAUCACGACGCCGCACGAUCCCCUGGCUCCCAGCGGCAUCAGCAACCCCUACACCGUCAGCCUUCUCGUCAGUUUGACGCCUACGGUCCCAUGCCUGUCAACCCCUACGAGGACCAGAUGGCCCGUUACGAUUCCGCUCGCCUCGAGCGUCUCAACCCGUCCCUGCAGAACAACUACGGUUACGAUAUUUCCGGCUCCCAGACCUGGAAUCCCAACGGUUUUGCCAACGCACAAUCCCUGGGGGGCAUUCGGUCGGCUUCGGCAAGUCUGAAGCCAAAUGCCCGUGGACGUUCCGGCCUACCCACUACCUGGCUUGACCAGCAGCCGAACAUGCCCCAAGCAUUUUCGAACCUCGGACCCGGUCCCAUGCAGAGCAGCGCGAUGCGACCGGAAGCCUCAGCAUCAUCUGCUGACGACGACGAAUUGAUCCCAACCGCCAUCGUCAUCAAGAACAUCCCCUUUGCCGUGAAAAAGGAGCAACUAGUGCAACUGAUGACCGAACUGAACCUCCCCCUUCCCUACGCGUUUAACUACCAUUUCGAUAACGGCGUUUUCCGCGGACUGGCAUUUGCCAACUUCACCUCGGCGGAGGAGACAGCCACUGUGAUUGAAGUGCUCAACCACUUUGAGUUGCAGGGUCGGAAAUUGCGAGUGGAGUAUAAGAAGAUGCUUCCUCUUCAGGAACGGGAGCGCAUUGAGCGCGAGAAGCGUGAACGACGUGGCCAAUUGGAGGAACAGCACCGACCCAUGGGCGGUCCCCAACUUCACACUCAGAGCUCCAUGUCUUCGCUCGCCUCGCACAUCCCGGCUACUUCUCCCUCGCCCGUGUCGCAACGCGGCCAGAAACUCGAUGUGGACUUAAAUGACACCCAGACCCUUCAGUACUAUUCUCAACUUCUUCUUUUCAAGGAAGAUACCGUUCGCGAUUCCGUGAUCUUCCCUCACAAUUUGACCCCCUCCCAGCGUCGCACGGUGCACACUCUGGCCCACAACAUGGGCUUGGGCCACGCUUCUCGUGGCAGCGGUGAACAGCGGCAGGUCCAGGUCUUCAAGGUUGCCGCAGGCGCCAAUGUGAGCCCGCCGUUGUCUUCUAUCCCGCCUUCAGGACAAUCAAGUGAAACUGCUCGUCGUGGCUUGAACCGUGCGGCCACCAUUGACUUCAGCGAGGCUCGCAACGAAGGCCGCAACGAAGCUGGACCUGGUGCUUUCAACACCCUGCGUGGACAGAACUCUGGAUUCCUGGGUGUGCUAGACUCUCCUGGCAACUUUGCCAACGGCCAGAACUUGCGCGCUGCCAAGUCCUUUGCCGACCUGCGAUCCUAUACUCCUUCUCCCGUGCCUUCCUCUGCUAGCUUCCCCGCCGCUCUGCAGUCGAACGGUGCCCGUAUUCAAUACGAGGGCGCACCUACCGGCUCCUCCAACACUCCCACUCUCACGCCCGCGCAGUCUGGCUCUUCUCUUGGCAUGCAGCGUGAUGACAACCUGCUGGUGAACAGCCUGGGUGGCCUUUCUCUUGGUACUGGUAUCGGUGGGCCCAACUCGAGCCCCCGUCGCCUGCGCGGCAUGUUCUCUUGGGAGCAGGAUAGCCAGCACUCCAAUGCUGGUGCUAUUGGCAGCAACCGCGGCAUGGGCGUCGGCUACGAUGGCCAGCAGGAGCGCAUGCCUAUUCGCCAGCCUCGCGGUCCUACACCCGACAAGGGCACUGGCUUUCGCCGCCAGAACGGACACCAAGCUCGCGGGAGUGAUGAGCUCCGCACCAACUCCGGCGUAGAGAUCAUCGUGGAGUAA